Dama dama (fallow deer) is the source of this 1039-nucleotide messenger RNA. RefSeq names its product small integral membrane protein 29 (gene SMIM29). NCBI's taxonomy places the organism in Eukaryota, Metazoa, Chordata, Mammalia, Artiodactyla, Cervidae. The record is from RefSeq and is a predicted model, not a curated record. The coding region runs from base 370 to 678 and encodes 102 amino acids. The transcript is spliced from 6 exons.
CUUUCCGGGCUGCAGCGGCGGGAGGGUCGGCCUGUCACCCUCCCUACCUCGGAAUGUCCCCUCGACCACGGGACGGGCGUGCGAUUGGGAGAGUCCGGAGCCCCCAUGGGCACCGAGACAGGCGGCUCAACCCUUAAUCUCCGAUGGAAACCCAGGCGAACCGGGGUCACGGACCUCGGGGCAUCUGCGUGCAGCCACCCGUGAAGAAUCUCCUUGCAUCUGUCAUGGGAGCUGACCCUCUCCACUUCCGCCUGUCAUCCCAGACCAGGAGGGGAGGGACCCGGGCGGAGCCCCGAGGAGCCCAGGGGAGGCGCCCUCCCGAGGCAGUACUGCCCAUGCUGACUACCCGGCCCUCCGGCUGCCGAUGUCAUGAGUAAUACCACAGUGCCCAAUGCCCCGCAGGCCAACAGCGACUCCAUGGUGGGCUAUGUGUUGGGGCCCUUCUUCCUCAUCACCCUGGUCGGGGUGGUGGUGGCUGUGGUGAUGUACAUCCAGAAGAGAAAACGGGUGGACCGGCUUCGCCAUCACCUGCUCCCCAUGUACAGCUACGACCCUGCCGAGGAGCUGCACGAAGCCGAGCAGGAGCUGCUCUCAGACGUGGGGGACCCCAAGGUGGUCCACGGCUGGCAGAGUGGCUACCAGCACAAGCGGAUGCCCUUGCUGGAUGUCAAGACGUGACCUGAGCCCUCUGACCCCGCCCCUCCCCGCAACCACGGGGUCCUGAUCAUCCAGGGCCCCGCAGUCUGCUGCUCCCCCAGCACCCUUCCCUCCAGCCCGGCUCCUAAGCCCCGCAGAGCCGCCAGCCUCCACGGACCCACCUCCUCACUCAGUCCUAGGCCUUCAGUCCUUUGUGGGGUGAGCCUACCUAUCACCCACUCCCAGGAACUAAUGAGGAUGUUUCUUCCUGGGGUAAAAGGGUGGCUGGAAUUAGCAGGUAGGGAUUUGCCCUCCCAGGCUUAGCUUUGGAGCGGUUCCCAUGGUGACAGGGCCUAAUGUAUAUUCAGUAUAUAUAUUUUGUAAAUAAAAUGUUUUGUGGCUA